Chroicocephalus ridibundus (black-headed gull) is the source of this 725-nucleotide messenger RNA. It is a transcript of the gene IL18BP, whose product is annotated as interleukin 18 binding protein. NCBI's taxonomy places the organism in Eukaryota, Metazoa, Chordata, Aves, Charadriiformes, Laridae. Gene Ontology annotation, molecular function: interleukin-18 binding. The record is from RefSeq and is a predicted model, not a curated record. The coding region runs from base 29 to 508 and encodes 159 amino acids. The transcript has 5 exons.
GCCGGGCCGCCCCGGGCGCCGCCGCACCAUGGCCGCGCUGCGCCCUGCCCGGACUCCCGGCCCCCCCGCCUGGCUCCUGCUGUCCCUGCUCUGCUGGGCCCUGGCCUCCCACCGCACGGCUGCCAUGGCCCUGCAGCCCCCCAGCAUCACCGACCUGCGGAUGCCGGCAGAGCCCCCCCGCCCAGGCGAGAGAGUGACGGUCUCAUGUGAGGCGACGAGCGUCCUCCCCGAACUCACGCUGCUCUACUGGCUGGGGAACGGCUCCUUCGUGGAGAAGCUGCACCCGGACGGGGCCGUGCACGAGGGGACGGUGCUAGAGGAGCCGCGGGGCUCGGGGGUGACGCUGCGCCGCGACCUGCACUUCGACUCUUUCGACCCCCGGCACCUCCACACCAACUUCACCUGCGUAGUGCUCAGCCCCCUCGGCGUCGACACCCGGCAGCUGCGGUGGCCACUCCCGGCACCGGCACCGGCCCCGGCCCUGGCUGAGAGCGGGGGACUGGGCUGAGAGCGGGGAGCAACUCGUGACGGGUGAGCGCCCCGUGGUGCGGGUCCCCGCUCCCAUGGGCCCGCGCCACUGCGUGGGGACGUGACAACUCCGUGGAGGCCAGUCUCCGUGCCCCGCCGUGGGGUCUGCACGGCCCCUCGUCUCCCGGCCCCACUGUGCGGGGGGCUCCCGGUGCCCCUCACCAAGCAGGGGCCGAUGCCCGGGCCGGCCCCGGGAC